AUGUUCAACUUGAAUGGCAAACGUACACGCGACGAGCAAGACGAUGAGACAGCAUCUGCUCAUGAGCAAAAGAGGAUACAUACUCUCCCUCUACCAUUUCGGACCUCUCCAACCAUAAAACACUGUCGCCCAUUCUCCCAAUUGAAACGCAAUGCUCCAAACCCAUUAUUUACACAAACCAUCACACCUACCGACUCAGAGGAUGAGAUAUCGCCUCAAGCCGCCCCCGUUCCUUGCCUCGAACCAAUGCGACCUCAGCAGUCGAGUAUCAAGAUUGAACACCAUGCAACCUAUAUGAUAGAUGAAGAAAUGGAUCUAGGUAGCCCGAAACACAAACAAAGCUAUCAACAGCUGGACAUGGACACAAUGAUGCUCUCACCAAAUCCAUCUCCAUGUUCGAUGUUACCUUCACAGAUUUCGAGAUUAGGCACUUCAGAAUCAGGCAGUGGAGGGAGAUUACCCACCCCCAUUUAUGGCCAUUUUCGCCAAAGCACAGAUGCCAGAGUGAAUGACAGUCCUCAACAAGCACCAUCUCAAUCAUCGCCGGAUGAAGAGUAUGAAAAGCAUAUGCGCAACCGCAGGCUUCCAACUCCGAUUAGCGAAGAUGAGGCAAUGGACACAUUCGACGACUCUAGCGAUAUGACGAUUGCACCUUCAACCGAGGAAGGCCAAACGUCACUCCGAAAUGAACAACGGCCAACCUGGGCGCCCGCGAAGAAAGGCAAGCCGAUGUUUUCCAUGGGCUUUCGAGCAGGCUGCGAAAUGUGUAAAAAUCGAGUACCUGGGCAUUACAACCACAUCUUUCGAUGA
Molecule: messenger RNA, 810 nt
Organism: Bacidia gigantensis
Lineage: Eukaryota; Fungi; Ascomycota; Lecanoromycetes; Lecanorales; Ramalinaceae
Exons: 2
Coding region: 1-810 (269 amino acids)
Source: RefSeq, a predicted model, not a curated record